UCGCGUAAACCAAUCACAGCACGUUUCUGAUAAGGCCAGGAAUCCCCCUCCUGUAUUCCUUAGUAACGGAGACGCUAACUGCCCUUGUUUAGGCACUGCAGCACACAAACAGUUUGCGCUCAUUGAAACCGGCAGAGGACCGCUUUACCAGGCUGCUAUUUGAAAACAGAAUUCUGAAGCCAUGGCUACCCUGAGUCAGAAGCCAGUGACACGGUACAACCCUCCUGAUUGGUUCACCUCCAACUUCACCAUCUCUACAAAUGCUGAGAGACAACGCGAUGCCUCGCACCAGAUCCGCCAGGAGGCGCGCAACCUCCGCAACGAGACCGACAACCAGACGAGGUGGGACCAGUACGACAACAACACGCGUCUGUCUGAUAGGUGUCGCGACAUCGACCAAUGGAAGCAGACCCUGGAGAAGACCCUUAGAGACUGUGAUGCAGAGAUCGAUGCUCUGGAGAGGAUGAAGUUGGAGACAGAGCAUUCUCUCCAGGCCAAGGCACUGCCCCUCGAUGUUGCAAUUGAGAACCUGACUCUGAGGGAGGGAAGACGAGACAUCGAUGUUGUCAGGGACAACGUAGAGGCAGAGCUUCACAAGGAAGUGGAAGUGAUUGAAGGUAUCAAGAAGGCACUGAAACAGAAGAUUGAUGAGGCCUUCGAGCAAAUAUGUCUUCUGCAGGAGGCUCGUCAGCAGCUCCAUGCAGACUUGAGGGACAAGUCUGAGGCUCUAGGGAUUGACCAGGAGGUCUACCACCUCACCAAUGACUCUCCCGGCAUCUCCUUCAAACCUAACCCCACCAGAGUGCCAAAAGGGAGCACUACACCCCAGGAGUGGGACAAGUUUAGCCAGUACAAUAAGGACCGUGCUGAGGCUGAGAUGAGGGCUUCCAACAGGCUCAGGGAGGCCAUGCAGGCCACACUCGAACAGACUGCCAACGACCUGGAGGCCCAGCGUAAUGCCUCAGAGUUUGCCUUCCGCAAGAGGAUUCACGAGACUGACCAGGCAAAGAAGGAGCUGGAGUGGCAGCAGAAGAAUACAAAGGAAGAGAUAGCUGAGAUGGAGGCGGAUAUCCGUAACCUAGAGGAGUCCAUCCGUGCCAAGCGCAACCCACUGAAGUUAGCUCACACCCGCCUGGAGACCCGUACCUACCGACCGAACGUGGAGCUCUGCCGGGAUCAGCCGCAGUACGGGCUGACUGACGAGGUGCAGCAGAUUGAAGGGUCCAUCGCCGCACUGAAGGAAAAACUGGCCACUGCACACAAAGCCCGUGACGGUCUGUAUCGUAACCUGUACCGUAUCGAGGAGGAUCUGGCCUGCAAGACCAACUCCCUCACACUGGACAACCGCUGCAUGGACGUCCGCCAGAAGCUGACCUCUAACGUCCCCGACUCCAUCAAGACAGGAGAUUCCUUCAACCGCACAACUAACCGUGCCCUCUCACCCAUCAAGAGCAGACAGCUAGACAUGGCGUAAAAGAAUUCACUAGAUUUAGUCCUAAAUUAAACCACUUCAUGUCUUUGAAAAGAUAUCCCCAGUAUUGGCAUUACAGGAAAAAUGAGAGAAUGCCUGGUUGCAUUUCAAAAUACCUUUACUAGACCAAAAACCUGCUUUUGUUAGUUGUGUCUCCACUUUAUCUUAGCAUUAAUUUGAAAGCAGUAUUUUACUGUGGCAACAACUGUAGAUGGUACAUGUGAAUUUCAAAAGGCCAAAGUAUUUAAUCAUUGUCAAAGUCUCCAUGGCAAUGUCUUUUAUAGAAAAAAACAUACGAUCACUUUGUAUUUUUAAGUUUAUGUACUAGUACAAAAUGCAUUAUUGUGACCACAAUGUAUGUACAUAAAGACCAACUGGAUAACUUAAACGUGGUGUGAAACAAAGAAUGGACUUAAGUGUGGCUGGUUUGGAUCUAUCUACACUGUAUUAUGGUUACAUUUGAGAAUGACGAUAUGGAUGGGUUUUGUAUACAUUUAAGAAGACUGACAAUUCUGAUAAAUUUUUUGACAAUUUUUCUUCAUGUGUAUAUUACAUAAUGACACUUACAGCAUCACAACAUAGAAUUCUAGCUCACUGUCCAUUGUAACAUAUUAGAGAUGCUCAGCGUGAAUGGGAAUUAAAUGUGCCUGCACUUCAA
Messenger RNA from Branchiostoma floridae (Florida lancelet), 2129 nucleotides. RefSeq names its product tektin-2-like. Gene Ontology annotation, biological process: cilium assembly; cilium movement involved in cell motility. The record is from RefSeq and is a predicted model, not a curated record. The coding region runs from base 182 to 1474 and encodes 430 amino acids. The transcript has 8 exons. NCBI's taxonomy places the organism in Eukaryota, Metazoa, Chordata, Leptocardii, Amphioxiformes, Branchiostomatidae. Gene Ontology annotation, cellular component: microtubule cytoskeleton; nucleus.